AGCUGCGUCAGUCGUCACUUAUGUCACUGUCAGUCGAUAAAUAUCUACGUAAAAUAAAUAUAUAUUUUGUUAAUCAAACUAAAUCAGUUUAGCUUGAACUAGCGCCUACUUUCGUAGUUGUUGUGCAUUAUUUUCUAAUAUAAGUAUCCAAACUCGGUUCAUUACAUGUCUUCCGUGCGUCACACCGAAAAAGAAAAUGUUGUGAAACUAAACUUGUUUCGUUAUUUUUAUUACUUAUUAUGUAAAAAAGCAAUAGAAGAUGUGUUCUUAUAGUGUGUUUUCAUUCUUAAGUAAGUGGCGUUUAUGGAUUAAACCGCUGCUGGUAGCUUUGUACGUGAUACUUAUAAUCGUUUUAGUGCCAAUAUUGAUAGGUCAUUCCAUAAACAAUGGAUUCAGUAAAGCUGAUCAAGGUGCGUUGGUGGGAGGCGGAUUCGUCCUCUUGGCGAUGCCCAUCUCGAUAUGGGAGAUCACACAACAUGUAUUGCAUUACACAAAACCUUCUUUACAAAAACAUAUUAUAAGAAUAUUAUGGAUGGUCCCAAUUUAUGCACUAAAUGCCUGGCUAGGCUUAGAGUUUCCAGAACAAUCUAUUUAUAUGGAUUCUCUGCGAGAAUGCUAUGAAGCAUAUGUCAUCUACAAUUUCAUGAAGUAUUUAUUAAACUACCUCAAUGAAGAUCAAGAUUUGGAGGCAGUACUGGAAACAAAACCUCAAGUUUUUCACAUAUUUCCUCUCUGCUGCCUUGCACCAUGGGAAAUGGGAAGGGAAUUUGUCCACAACUGCAAACAUGGCAUCCUACAGUACACAGUAGUGCGGCCCGUCACCACCGUCAUUUCCAUGAUCUGUGAGCUGUGCAGGGUGUACGGAGAAAGUGACUUCAACCCUAAUGUGGCGUUCCCGUACCUGAUAGCCAUUAAUAAUCUGUCUCAGUUUUUGGCCAUGUACUGCCUGGUGCUGUUCUACAGAGCUAACCGGGUGGAGCUGAAGCCAAUGAAGCCUAUUGGAAAGUUUCUUUGCAUAAAAGCUGUUGUUUUCUUCUCAUUCUUUCAAGGUGUAAUUAUAAAUAUUCUGGUUUAUUGUGGAGUUAUAUCAAGCCUAUUUGGAAUACCAGAAUCGGACACCAAAAUUAUGUCUUCAAAACUUCAGGAUUUCCUGAUUUGCAUCGAGAUGUUCCUAGCGGCCAUCGCACACCACUACAGUUUCUCGUAUAAGCCGUUCGCGAGGCACGAGCCCGACUCGCGCUCUUGCCUCGGCUCGUUCCUCGCCAUGUGGGACGUGUCGGACGUGAAGCGGGACAUCUCCGAGCACCUCGGCGUUGUUGGGAGCUCCUUCAGCCGGCGACUGCGAGGCAAGUCCAUGUACCACUUGACUCGAGGAUACGACGAGAGCUCACGUCUGGUCAACGAGCCGACCAGCAGCUCAGCGCCUAACCUCACCGUGGAGGAGCCGGCCGUGGACAUCCGGCCAUCGGUGUACGGCUCUGUGGACACGACAGUCACUGCUUCCGCCUCCGACUCUGAGCCGCUGCUAGGCUCUGUCAAUGACCCUAAGGCAUGAGUGUGAGCAAUCGCUAAUCGCGACUAAACCGCAAGAAAUUAGACUGAAAUCGCAAGAAUUAAUCGCAGUGCGUUCUAAGCCUUAAUUAUGAUUUAAAAAGGCUUAUUCUUAUUGUUACACGAUUUAAUUCUGCUGUGUGAAGCUCGUUAACGAUUAUAAAUAAAUUUUCUUUGUAACUUAUAUUUAAUAUUUCCUACAUCACAUAUUAUUGCCAAAAAUAACAUUGAUAUUAAAAUUAAGGAUAAUCCAAGAAUAAAUAAAAUGGACUGAACAAAAAACAAGUUACCUACAAACGGUAAUUGUUUAUGAUUUGAUUCGCUAUUUAUUAACUGACAAUAUAUUUUUUACUGUUUAAUUUUUUUUGUAUCAAUGUCACUAAUUUAUUUGGGUGUUUCUACAUUCCAAAUUGUUAAGCAUAAUAUUAUUAUAUAAUUGUAUUAUUUACAUAAGGUCCAAGUUCACUUAGGGACAAAUUUUACUCGAUCUAUUUUAACAUGCUGCAUGGGCUGUGGAACUGGAGGCCUACCGCGAGUACCGCGAACCACUUCUUUCAUUCGUCUAUUUGCCUCUCUACCUAUCGUUCGAAAGUUCGAAUAUGCAAGAACAAUAGAGAGGCAGAUAAUGAAAUUUCGAUGUUCGCGGCAAAGAUAGAUAUAAAGUUAUAUCUAUCUUUGUUCGCGGUAACCGUAUAAAGUACGAGGACAUACAGCGUCAUCCACAUCAGCUGCAUAUUCAUUCGAGAAGGUUUUUUUCUUAUGCGCCUGCUACACAACUGGCAACUAAGUUACCGAUUCCGACGGUACAAAAUGUCACCCAGCGUUUCACGCUACAUGCAAAGUUACGAGAUGAGAAACACCAAUCCUGCUCAAUAUUGUCUCCAGUGAAGCUUGGUGGGAAUGUUUCGCCUUAUGUUCCCGUUACGUUAUUCGUGUUACAUCUCUCUUACCCGAUGAAAUAUGUAACGUUAUUUGUCGAUUAUAGGAUAAUCGAUUAUUUCGAUGUAGUCAAUAAUAGAAUGUAAUUAGGUAACGAUUUAUUUUUCUGUGAGAACAACAUUAGUUAUUUGUUUUGGGGGGCAAAGUUGUUGUUUAACCACUCGUGCUAAUAUUGAUACCCGAGCAAGCGAAAUAAAGUGGAAUCUUGAGCGUUGCGAGGGUCUUGAGGCACGAGGGUUAAACAAAUUUUGCCACCGAGUGAAACACAAAAAAUUUCACCACACCGACACAAGGAAAAUACUUACUGUAAAUAUCAAACAAAAUAGAACCAAAUCAAUUCAAAAUUAAUGUUAUUAAAUAUUUAUCAUUUAAAUGUCAAUUCUACCAGCCAACAUUAGGAAACUCGAAAUUUGCAUUUUAUUACUUUGCCACACGCGUGGAUAAAAUGCAACUUUCUCAUCAGUUUUUGAACAAUCAAAAGAGCCUUUACCAGCUGGUGUGGUGAAAAUUAAAUUUCCUUUAAUACCUAAAGGAAAACAAAGUGAGUUAGAUAAAUACGGCGAAGUGAAUCGUCAAUAAAACUUAUGUAAUAAAUACCUAUGACAUAUUUAAUCACAAUAAGUUGUUAUUCUUUUGAUAAAAGGAAAGAAUGGGGUAAGCUUUGUAUUGUUUAGUCAUUUUAUUAAUUUUU
Molecule: messenger RNA, 3181 nt
Organism: Cydia strobilella
Lineage: Eukaryota; Metazoa; Arthropoda; Insecta; Lepidoptera; Tortricidae
Product: transmembrane protein 184C
Exons: 6
Coding region: 260-1555 (431 amino acids)
Biological process (GO): transport
Cellular component (GO): membrane
Molecular function (GO): transporter activity
Source: RefSeq, a predicted model, not a curated record